Messenger RNA from Anisakis simplex (herring worm), 222 nucleotides. NCBI's taxonomy places the organism in Eukaryota, Metazoa, Nematoda, Chromadorea, Rhabditida, Anisakidae. The record is from the annotation of a GenBank genome assembly.
AUGGAAAAUGAAUUAUGUACGAUUCGAUGUUUCUUUGAUCAUAUCAUUCGUGUACGACCGUCGAUAUUUGUCACGUAUAACGGCGAUUCAUUCGAUUGGCCAUUUGUGGAGGCACGAGCUGCUCUGUACGAACUGGAUAUGCGAAUUGAGAUCGGUUUUUCGAAAGAUUCAGCUGGUGAAUACAAAAGCCCAAAUGCUAUACAUAUGGAUGCAUACAGGUAG